UAGCAAUUGGCCGCAAACAAGCACCUCUCUCCGCAAUUCAGUAAAGGGUCCUGCUUCUGCUGCUGCCAGCGUCGUCGUCCUCGUUCUUAACAUUCCCCACCCCCCGUACAGCAGAAGAUCAAAUUCCCCCUUGUAGUCAGUCUAGUUAGUAGUAGUCUCUCCUUACUCGCAUGUUCUGCUGCUGCUGCUUACAGUUUCCUCCUCAUCCAGGUUGGCGAAAGUGUUCACUCUGGUGCACAUUUUUAUGCUUUUUGCUUAUUUUCUCCUGGUCUGGCGCCUUCCAUUCGCAACGCAAGCAGUCAAUUGAGGGAGAAUUUCAGACCGGUACUGUUGCUGGGUAGUGGAUUUUUGUACCAAGGUGGAAGCCUUAGGUUGUUAGCAUUUUGGUUGAAUUGUGAAGGGUGAGGAGGAGGGGUGGGGGGAAGGGAAGGAAGGAGAAUUGUGGAUAGCAGGUGGUUGUGUCUGAGGGGGCCAGAAUUGGGGAUAUGAUCGGGAAUUUGGGGAAGGAGAUUCACUGCCAGCGUGGGUAGCAGCUGUAGUUGAGGAACUUCGGUGGGUGUGGUGAAGUUUGCGGUGAGGAGGAAGGAGGAGUGAGGUGGGGAGAGGAGGAGGAGCGAAGAGGAAGGCAGAGUGUGAGUGCGUGGGCGCGUGACAUAGGAGCAAAAAUAAAAUACGAGAAUGGCAUUCAUGGCACCGGCACCGGAUCAAGCAACUCCCUUCAGCGGGCUUGCGAGAAGCAUGAGCAUCCCGGCAUCGUUCAAUAGUGCGGCCAUGUCGCCAACAGAGUCCAUGAACUCGCUGUCCAGCUUGGAGAAACAGCUGAUGGACCAGCCUGGGGGUAACGUCGUGCAUAGCAGCGCGCCGGCUGGGGGCAGGUUCUCCAGGUCGGCUACGACUAGCCCCACCACGAACUACUGGGGUCAUGCCACGGCGGCGGAUAUGCAACAAAUCCUCGGUGGGUCGGCGUCUGCGACACCUCAGGAGCUGCUGGGAUCAGGGAUGGCAAGUAGCGACUGGCAGCAGCUGCUAGACGCGAAAUCGUCAGCGUACAAGUAUCCGCCUCCGGUGUCCAUGGCGCCAUCUCUAGCGCGCGGGACGGUUAUGGAGAAUGCUAAGAUCAGAGAAUUGCUGACAGGAAGAGUUGGAGGUGCUCCAGCCGCUCACAAAUCGUGGAGCCCCUUGGACACGGUUGCGGCGGGGAUUACAGUGGACCCGUCGAAGGGUGGUCUUGCAUUGCAGGGAGUGGGACUCGCAACGUCGCAUUGCUUGGCUCAGUUCACGUCGGAUCCUGCCUUCGCUGAGCGCGCGGCGAAAUUCUCUAGUUUUGGAAAUGGGAAGUACCCACAGAUCGCGUUGCCGUUGCCUAUCAACGACGCGCAUUGUAAGCCGCGGUCGCGAUCCAGCGAGAGUAGUAGUAGGCUUUCUAGAACUUCGAGCAACCAGAAUUCGGGCGCGACGAAGAAGCUGGCCGCAGCAGUCGUAGCUGAGAUGGAAGAGAAAUCUGCUGCUUCGGUUCGGGCAGCUUCUACAGCAGCAGAGGUAUCAUGUAACAUGGACGUGGACGGUGUUGGUAGCAACGACAAGAGCCCGUCUCGCGCUGCGAGUGUGCCCGAGUUGGAAGCCAUUGAGGGAGCAAGCUUGGCCACCAUGGACAGAACCCAUGAGCAGGUCGAAGUAGCAGCAGCACGGGAAACUAAUUCCUGUUCUGUUACGGAACAACAUCAAGCAAGCGCUGCGUCGCCUGCAAGAUCACCUACUGGAAGCGAUGACAGUGAUCGUCGCAAACGGAAGCAAUCACCUGCUGACAAGUCCGACGUGGACUGUAAGGUUGCAGAUGUCGUGGAUUCCAAACCUAAGCGGUGCAAAGGUGAAAAUGACGAAUCGGUGAAAGCAAAAGCAGAACGAAGUUGCAGUGAGAACUCUGGGGACUCUGGCAGCCCCAGGGCUCUCAAAGACUCGAAUAACCGAAACAAAAUUCUUUCCAAGCAGGACUACAUUCAUGUGCGAGCUCGACGAGGACAAGCCACCGACAGCCACAGCCUUGCGGAAAGGGUUCGCAGGGAGAAGAUCAGCGAGCGGAUGAAGUAUCUUCAGGACCUAGUUCCUGGCUGCAAUAAAGUGACCGGCAAGGCAGUGAUGCUCGACGAGAUCAUCAACUACGUGCAGUCACUUCAGCGCCAGGUCGAGAGCUUGUCGAUGAAGCUGGCGUCCGUCAACCCUGGGCCAUCCACCGCGCGCCUCGACUACAACUUCGAGACCGCCCUGAACAAGGACAUGCUGCAGCCGCGGAUGUCUGGUUCUUUGGGUGGACCAGAGUCGAGUGCCACGUUCGGCAUGCUGCAGCAUCAGCAGCAGCAUCCUUCGCAGGGACCCAUGAUGGGUGGCCACUGCGGCUUGGAUUUCCGUUCCAUGGGGACCUCGAUGGACGGGUACCUACGCCGCUCCAACAGCUCUCCCAUCAACGUACAGUCUGGAAUCACAAGCUUGGAUACCUUCGGCGACGAUGUCUCUCAGUCGAUCGGAUGGGAUGGAGAGCUUCAAAGCAUUGUGAACCAGAUGGGGUUUGCUCCUCAAGGUCGCUAUGGAUCGGCUGUUCUUGAUGGCCACCAAUCUCAACUGCCGGUGGGUCACAUGAAGGUGGAGAUGUGAUGGCUCAUGAUCUGAUUGACCGUCUUCACUCACUAUUUUUCAACAUAAUUCAGAUUGUUCCAGAAGAGAAUUAAUCAGCAAUGGGCUGAUUUUUGAGUGAUUUGGACUCAGUGACAAACUUAGCAUUGUUACUGUUACAUCAGUCGAAGACUCCAACUGUAUUAGCACAACAAUGAGACACUGCAAGUGAUGGCUCCAAAUCAUGUCAUUCUGCAGGACAGCUGUACAAAUUUUCAAGUUUCUUCCAUGUGUGGUGCGACAUCAUCGAGUCGCACAAGUUUGAUUUAACUUGGACUGCACGACAACCCAGGGUGCUAGUCACGGGAGCUAGGUUCAAUCAUCAUCCUCACUGACAUGUUCUUUUUGCCUUGAAUGGCUUUUUUUCCAUUGCUUUAGUGGCCUUGGAUUCGAACCUCUUUCCGAGAGUGGCUUUUUUGCCGUGUUGGUGGUCUGGUGUUCCACACUCAGAGUAUUUGUAUACUGAAGUCUCUCCCCACCGGAAGAGAUACGGAUGUAGCCAGUUGAUGCCAGAGAGCUACUUGAGUGUAAAAUUACUUAAGUGGACAUAGUUCUUAACCCGUCGAGCUCUCUGUUUCCUUAAUGAGUAGUCAGUUAGCUUUCUUCUAGAUAGAGUAGUCAGCCUGUAGUGUAUAACCCCCUAUUCUCUUCCCAAUAUGGCGGUGUGUUUGUUUGUCGCCCCUCUACUCUCUGCCACCUAUUUCCACUAUUAAAUGGAAAGAAUGUACAGCUCUGUGUGACUAAAGAGUGCACUAUCUCUAGAUUAUCGACUAAUUUUGCUUGAUUGCCUCA
Molecule: messenger RNA, 3459 nt
Organism: Physcomitrium patens
Lineage: Eukaryota; Viridiplantae; Streptophyta; Bryopsida; Funariales; Funariaceae
Biological process (GO): regulation of DNA-templated transcription
Cellular component (GO): nucleus
Molecular function (GO): protein dimerization activity; DNA-binding transcription factor activity
Source: RefSeq, a predicted model, not a curated record